GUUACGCUUUGUGCUUUCCGUUGUCUUUGCUUUUUGCGCGAAACCAGAGUGUUUUCCGAAGACAGUAAUUGAGAUCACUGUUUAUGGCACUGCCUUCGCCACUUUGUAAUAAUGGAGCAAAUGGAAUCACCAGGUUUCGCAGAGGAAUAUUCUUCCUCUGCGAUUGCGAGUGAUGGCGGAGACCUCAGCAGUGACUUGAGCCUCCCUGCCAGUUUAUUUUCUUCAUCCCGAAUCGACACUCCGCGUACGCGCACCAAAGAGAUUUCAGGCUUACCGCUUAGCGCGGAAGAAUCCAGCAGUGAUAAUUUUUUGCCACAAGAAGUCAGCGAUCGUAUGGCACUGGCGAUACAAGCCGUCGAAUCAGGCAACCUCUCGCAGUACGCAGCUGCCAAACGAUACCACGUUCCAUACACCACGCUGUGGGAAAAGCUGAAAGGGAUCCAACGAGGGACGCUAGGAGCUCAUAAAAGGAAGUUCACGGACGCGGAAGAAAAUUACAUAGAAAGUCUGCUGUUGAAAUGUGCCGAAAAUGGUUUGCCAUUGGACCGUCGAAUUUUGCAGCGGAUUGUUCCAUUGCUGGCCAAAUCUAAAGACGUGCCAGAGCAUCGUAAACUCUUCACCAAAUUCUGGUACCGAAAAUUCCUUGAAAGGCAUCCCAGGCUGGCCCAGCGAAUUAAGCCUGAUCUGUCCAAAAAGAAGAAAACGAAAGAAUGGACCGUGGCGAAUCGGGAGGGGUGGAUACAACGGCUGACGGCAUUGCAUCAUGAUGGACUGCUGGAUGAUCCAGCCGGCAUCUGGAAUUUCGACGAGUCGGCGUUUGAGGUUGCAGAUGGAGCGAUAUCCGUGUAUGCCAGUGAGGGUGUUCAGCCUCUACAGGUUCUUUCUUACUGCGAUGGCUGUGACCGUGAUUUGAUAACCGUGCUUUCGGGAGGGAAUGCUGCCGGAGAAAUUGUGCGGCCUUUGAUCCUUUUCGAUGGAAAAUCUGUCCAUGCGUCUAAUUCCCCCGGGACCAACAACAAGCAUAAUAACGUUUGUGAACCGUUGAACGUGAUGGAUGAUGCCACCUUCUCCACUUAUGUCAGAGAGAAAAUCAUCCCCCGAAUGACAUCGGCGAAGAAUGUUGUUUUCCUCGACGGACAUAGCUCCCAUAUGUUCAGUCUGGAGUUCCUGGCGGAGUGUGUGAAGUCGGGAAAACACAUCAGCAUCGUUACACUUCCUUCGGGCCAGGCAGGGAAGCUGCGACCAAGGGAUCUCAAAAUGUGCGGCCCUGUUAAAAAUUACUGGAAGGACUACUUACGGCAGCUGUCGCCGACUUCUAUGGAAGAGGUCAACAGACAGAAUUUCGCCAGUCAUAUUGUAAAGAAAUGGAAUGACUUGAAUAUGGCGAAGAAUGUUGUUUCGGGAUUUGUUUCUUGUGGAAUUUAUCCGUUUGAUCUGGAUGUAGCCGGUCGAGCCUAUCCGGAGCCAACUCCUAGUCAAUUUCUCUCGGACGUGACCAUCGAUGUGGCCAAAGUGUAUGCCGCUGAACUAGAAGGAGCGCGUCGUCAUUUGCAGAAAAUUCCUUUUUUGACUGAAGCCGCAGUCGACAGAAUCAUAGCGUUUGCCAUUGCCCAAGCAGAAGACUGAUGUGAUGUCGCACCGGAAAAUAGCUGUUGCGCACUUCAUCAGUGAAUGUGAACAGCUUGUCAUCGAUACACCUGCUCCAAAUCUAGAAAUAUCACUGUUGUUCGCAGGCGAAACCGAAGGUUCUUCGUUAUCAGUUAGUGCUACUGCAAACUUGACUGCAAAUCAGUGUGUACAUUUUUUCUUGGAUUUUGUUGAUUGGUGCUUUGUUCUCACGUCAGUAUAAAUGAAUAUAUGGGCGAUAUACUUUGUUGUUAUUGGACUGUUUUUAAAAUAAACUUUUUUUGACAUGCCGUGA
Molecule: messenger RNA, 1921 nt
Organism: Paramacrobiotus metropolitanus
Lineage: Eukaryota; Metazoa; Tardigrada; Eutardigrada; Parachela; Macrobiotidae
Exons: 4
Coding region: 112-1626 (504 amino acids)
Cellular component (GO): nucleus
Molecular function (GO): DNA binding
Source: RefSeq, a predicted model, not a curated record